AUGGCUACCUCUUUCAAAGACCGCAAUCUUAUUGCAGUUAUUGGGGAUGAGGACUCCAUUACUGGUCUACUCCUAGCUGGCAUUGGCCAUGUUAACGAGCAGCAGAAGAAGAAUUUCCUUGUUGUUGACAGCAAAACCCAGAUUGCCACGAUUGAAAGCGCGUUCCAGGAAUUCACUGAACGCAAUGAUAUUGCAAUUCUACUCAUCAACCAACAUAUUGCUGAGAAGAUCCGACCCAGUGUAGACAAAUAUCAGCAAGCUUUCCCGGCUUUGCUUGAGAUUCCUUCCAAAGACCACCCAUACGACCCGUCAAAAGAUUCUAUAUUGAAGCGCGUGCAGAAACUUUUUGGGGAGUAA
Messenger RNA from Psilocybe cubensis, 357 nucleotides. RefSeq lists its product as uncharacterized. Lineage: Eukaryota; Fungi; Basidiomycota; Agaricomycetes; Agaricales; Agrocybaceae. Gene Ontology annotation, biological process: proton transmembrane transport. Gene Ontology annotation, cellular component: proton-transporting V-type ATPase, V1 domain; fungal-type vacuole membrane. Gene Ontology annotation, molecular function: proton-transporting ATPase activity, rotational mechanism. The transcript is spliced from 5 exons. The coding region runs from base 1 to 357 and encodes 118 amino acids. The record is from RefSeq and is a predicted model, not a curated record.